Molecule: messenger RNA, 234 nt
Organism: Sabethes cyaneus
Lineage: Eukaryota; Metazoa; Arthropoda; Insecta; Diptera; Culicidae
Gene: SIFa
Product: SIFamide-related peptide
Exons: 2
Coding region: 7-234 (75 amino acids)
Source: RefSeq, a predicted model, not a curated record
GAUAAAAUGGCACAUUUAAAAUUGAUCGGAUCAUUGGCUAUUGUUCUGCUACUCGUUCUGGCUAUAACCACUUCUACUGAGGCGGGCUACCGGAAGCCCCCAUUCAACGGCAGCAUUUUCGGCAAACGAAAUGGAAAUUCUAUUGACUAUGAAGGUAAUGCAAAAGUACUGUCGACAAUGUGUGAAAUAGCGGCCGAAGCGUGUCAAUCGUGGUUCUCCCAGGAACAAAAAUAA